Messenger RNA from Camelina sativa (false flax), 3682 nucleotides. RefSeq lists its product as uncharacterized. The record is from RefSeq and is a predicted model, not a curated record. Lineage: Eukaryota; Viridiplantae; Streptophyta; Magnoliopsida; Brassicales; Brassicaceae. Gene Ontology annotation, biological process: endosomal transport. Gene Ontology annotation, cellular component: AP-type membrane coat adaptor complex.
GCUUCGGUGAAUUGUUCUCGGAGAGUUUAAUUACGACCGGCGACGAGGGGAGGGAUAGUCUUAUCUUCUUCUUCUUCUUCUUCUCUCAAAUGACUUUUAUUUUUCAUUCUCUUCAGAUUCAAAUCCUAGAUUCGAUCGGAGAAUGACCACGACGACGACGCCGGAGAAGACUCCGGCGAGACCUCUCUCUAUCCAGGACUGGGACGUUCUCAUCGACGACUUCCGAGACGACGGCGCUCCUCGCGACUGGUUCACUUCCGUUUUCCAGAUUGAUUCUCUAGCGGACUUGGCUCUCUCGUCUCUCCUCAAGAAAGACUUCCCUAUCACUGUAAAGCUCUCAAUCCUUGUCUUUCUCGACGAGUUUUCCCCGAUUUUGUUUGAUAAAUGUGGUAACGAUACCUUUGAUCGCUUCAUCGAUGUUCUCCGAGCGAUCGUGCAAUCACCGACGGAUGGAUCGUCGGGAUUGAAGGAGCAAGCUAUGGUCUCUUUCACCUCUGUGAUUGUAUCGAUUGAUUCUUUCUCUCUAGGUCACGUCGAAGCGGUUGUUGAUUUGCUUCUUGCUCUCGUGAAUCGUCCUAACCACGGGUUUGAUCGACAAGCUCGUGCCGUAGCGUGCGAGUGUUUACGUCAGCUUGAGAAAGCUUUCCCUGGUUUGUUAUCUGAUGUGGCUGGUCAUCUUUGGUCGUUGUGUCAAGCGGAGAGAACUCACACUGUGCAAGCUUACCUUCUCUUGUUCACUACUAUUGUUUACAACGUGGUUCAUCAGAAGCUUAAGGUUUCGCUUCUUAGUACCUCUGUACCUUUGGUGCCUUUUAAUGCUCCUAAUUGGAUGCGUGAUCAGAGUUUGGUUAUGAGUCAAGGUCAUCAUCAAGGAUUGGGGCCAGAUCAGAAGGAACUGAGACGAACGCUGGCUUUUAUGUUGGAGUCUCCGUAUUUGUUUACGUCUUGUGCUAUGAUGGAGUUUAUGGGUAUGGUUGUGCCACUUGCAUCAGCAUUGGAGUUACAGGCCUCUAUGCUGAGAGUUCAGUUCUUGGGGAUGAUUUAUUCUUUUGAUCCGAUGCUUUGUCAUGUUGUCUUGCUUAUGUAUACUCAGUUCCCUGAUGCGUUUGAGGGACAAGAGAAAGAGAUCAUGAGACGUCUUAUGCUAUUUUCCAAGGAGACUCAGAUCUAUCUUGUUUUCCGCUUGCUUGCGCUGCAUUGGUUAAUGGGUUUGUUGAAUAAGCUUAUGUUGAGUGGGGAGCUUGAGAAGAGGAAAUCUGUUCUUGAGAUGGGUCAGAAGUUUCAUCCUGUGGUUUUUGAUCCACUUGCUUUGAAAGCGUUGAAGCUUGAUCUGCUGGUACAAUGCUCUGUUAAUUCCAACGCUUUGAGUGGAGGUAAUAACAGCAAAUCUGCUGGGGAUUUGUUGCAGGAAUGCUUGGUAUCGGUUUCGGAUUUUAAAUGGUUGCCUCCAUGGAGCUCAGAAACUGAAUUAGCAUUCCGCACUUUGCACAAGUUUCUGAUAUGUGCAUCUACACAUUCCGACACUGACCCUUCCACCACUAGAAUUCUUAUGGAGUCUAGCCUCUUCCAAAACGUGCAGGGGUUGCUGGUAGACAUGACUUUGGAGUUUCAAAUAUUGGUCCCUGUUAUUGUGGCUUUUAUUGAGCGGUUGAUAAACUGUCACAAGCAUCAGUGGUUAGGAGAGCGGUUUCUUCAGACACUCGAUGAGAAACUGCUUCCCAAACUUAUGAAAAACAACUUAUUAACAGCUUACUUCCCGCUUUUCCAUCGGAUAGCCGAGAAUGAUACAAUACCUCCUUCUCGAUUGAUAGAGCUGCUUACGAAGUUUGUAAUUUCACUUGUUGAGAAGCGGGGGUUUGAUGUGGGGUUGAAAUUUUGGGAUCAAGGAACUGAAGUUCUUGGCAUUUGUCGAACACUGAUGAGUCACCAUAAGAGCUCUAGAUUAUUUCUUGGACUCUCUCGCCUUCUUUCCCUCACAUGUCUCUAUUUCCCUGAUCUGGAAGUCCGAGACAAUGCUAGGAUAUAUCUGAGGAUGCUGGUCUGUAUACCAGGACAGAGAAUUAAAAACAUUUUGAAGCCCGCAGAUGCUGUCUCUCCAUCAACUCAUCCUUCUACAUUCUUUAGUGUUCAAAGUCCUCGUUUUCGUCAUGAUCCUAGUAAAUCUCGGAACCUUUCAGCCUAUAUUCUUCUUGAACGGGUUACGCCCCUACUCGUGAAACAGUCAUGGUCAUUGUCUCUACCAUCUCUAACUGUUGGAACUGAUGGAUAUAGCAUUAUAGAAUGCAAAAUCGAGGUAGAUGAAGUUGAGCUGGAUGGCAGUCAAGAACUCCAGAUUUUGCCAGAAGCUCGAAGAAUUGAAUCAGGAAAACCUACGUUAAGGGUAAUGGACUCAAAGAUUGGAGAGAUUCUAGAAAGAUUAAGAAGGUAUUUCUCAGUGAUUCCUGAUUUUAAACACAUGCCUGGAAUUAAGGUUAGGAUAACCUGUACUUUGAGAUUGGAUGCUGAACCAUAUAGCAGUGUCUGGGGAAGUGAAACUCAGAAUGUCGAGUUAGAGAAAGUUGACUCACCUCCUGCGAUUUUCGCGAGCGUGCUCAAAUUCUCAUCUUCAGCUCCGUAUGGCUCUAUCCCCUCAUGCCGCAUACCUUUCCUUCUCGGUGAGCCUCAUUCGAACAGCAAUGUACCCAACGAAGAAGUUUCUUUAGACAUCGUCCUGGUAGAAAACACGCUGAAAGAGGAGGAGAAAGAUGGCUUGAGAGGAGGAGCACCUGUAACAGUGGAACUGGAACCUAGAGAACCUACACCAGGUUUGGUUGAGGUUUCAAUGGAAGCAAAUGCAGAAAAUGGUCAGAUGAUUCAGGGAAAACUCGAGAGUGUCCCUGUGGGGAUCGAAGACAUGUUCCUAAAAGCUCUUGUUCCACCCGACGAACCUGAAGAUUCAACACCGAGCUACUACUCAGAUCUAUUCAAUGCAUUGUGGGAAGUGUGUGGUUCUUCAUCCAGCACGGCGCAUGAAACAUUUGCACUUAAAGGAGGGAAAACCGCUGCAGCAGUCAGCGGGACUCGGUCAGUAAAACUGCUUGAAGUCCCAGCGGAAACUGUAAUACAGGCCACCGAGCUUCGCUUAGCGCCUUUUGUGGUGGCUAUCAGCGGAGAACUGCUUGUAAACAUUGUAAGAGACGGAGGAAUCAUCGAGAACAUUGUGUGGAAGGAAGAGGAAGAAGAAGAAGGGAAUCACGCAAAUGCAGAGCAGUCUACAUCAUCCUCGGUGGGAAACCGAGGCCCUCUUCGUCUGACAUACAUUGGAUAUGGAGAUGACCAAGAGGUUCCGAUGACGAGGAGCAGAGGGAAAAUGGGAAAGAUAAAGAUGUUGGUGUUUCUGCCGCCGAGAUAUCAUCUGAUGUUUGAAAUGGAAGUUGGGGAAGGAUCCACAUUGGUGCAUAUAAGAACAGAUUAUUGGCCUUGCUUGGCUUAUGUUGAUGAUUAUUUAGAAGCUUUGUUUCUGCACUAGGAGAGACUUUUCACUAUUUUUUUUCAUAUUCUUUUUGCCCAUGCCACCACCUACAUAAAGCUACCCAAACGAACAAACACAAAAAGAAAAAAAAAUAAUAAUAAAAAGUCUGAGGAGGAUGUUGUUUUGUUUUGAUAAAUUUGUAUCUUUUCGGAUAAAGAAGAAAUUAGUAGA